AUGGAUCAACGAUUCGACAAAAGAAUGAUCAACGUGCUUAUUGCAAAUCAUAUGAACAAGAAAAAUGUAGUCUGGGUUCAAUCGGGCAAUGAUUUUGUUGACUUGCACUAUAGUUUUCUCACAAUGCCUUUGGGAACCAUUGCGAGAUUGCUUGAGCAACACGGAAGGCCAAGAGGAAAUGUCACCAUAGGUUGUCUCAACAACCUUUACAAAAGUAUCGUAGACAUGAGAACCGAUCAUUUCCGGACUGAAGCUUGCAAGGAGAUGCUGCUUUACCCGAAAAGCGUGAAGGAAGGUCUAUGCAGAAAGCUAAAGAUUAACAUCGACGACACAGAAGCAACCAAGUACUUUAUGUGUCCGAGAAAAUCAUGCCCCGAGUUUUUUAGUAACUUCGAUACUUCAAGAUGUAGUAGCUGUGGAAACUUGAUGAACAAAGAGAUUCCAUCACCUGAAGGAGAUGGAUUUGCAAGGAGGUUUGGAGGUUUUGAUGAUUAUGAUGAAGUCUUUGUCCGUGGCGAUGGAAAUUUGGCAUUUAUCUUGAGUGAUGAUUUGAAAAUCGAGAACUUUUCUCAUGAUCUUCUCCGCAAAAAGAUCAAGGAUUUGGGCUGCAUUAACGUUUUGGAUGAGAUAGGGGAAGGUGAAGCAGAAAUUGGCUUCCGAGAGGCAAUGACUUUGCUUCAGUCCUUAUUCACAUCAGAAACACCAUUGACAACCACAUUCUUCCCGUGUCAAAGUUCAUCAUAUCCUUCUACGAGGGCAUAUAAGCCAUCAAGAAGUCCAUGUGACUCGGUUUUAGGCCAAGUAUUGUCUUUGAAAGUGUAUUUGAGUAAGCAUGACAGAAGAAAGGUUGUUUAUGUUGUGUGUAGAGAAGGGUUUAUUGAUCUUCUUUGCACUUUUCUUGUUCUUCCUCUUGAGUAUAUCUGCAAGAUCUAUUGUAGAGAUGAUGAUGAUGAUGAUGAUGAUGAUGAUGGUAUGGGAUGUAUCGGUAAUUUGUUCAGAAGCUUCAAAGGUUUAAGCUGCAAUGAAAUAACCAUUCCUUGGUAUUAUAGUUGCAGAAAGAAUCUUCUUGGCAUCACAGUCCAAAACCCUCCUAGUUUCUACCGUUGUAUUUCUUGUUUGGAAGAUCAUAGUUUGGCUGCAAAACAAGAAGAUAGACUCAAGCUUGUGACUGCGAUAGAUCCAAAAACCGAGAUGAUGGGCCAGCCAAGAAGUAGUGGUGGGUUUGUGAAGAGUAACAAGAAGUUUCUUGUGUCAGAUGAUCUGAGAAUCACACCUCUGAAGUCAGAUCUUACAAUGAGGGAGCUAAAAGAUCUGAAGAUUAGUUUUGAUGAUGUCAAAAUCGAGGAAAUAUCUAUCGGUAGAGCAGAGGCUAUCAAUUUAUUGAAAGCUUCCUUUGUGACAUCCUCUGCAUUAACCAAUGGUCUCUCAGAUUUGCUUGCAAAGAAGCUGGAAGGAUAAAUUCCGAAACUUUAUUAGCAAAAUAUCUC
Messenger RNA from Eutrema salsugineum, 1487 nucleotides. RefSeq lists its product as uncharacterized. The record is from RefSeq and is a predicted model, not a curated record. Bases 1 to 1458 code for a protein of 485 amino acids. The transcript is spliced from 3 exons. NCBI's taxonomy places the organism in Eukaryota, Viridiplantae, Streptophyta, Magnoliopsida, Brassicales, Brassicaceae.